Molecule: messenger RNA, 6100 nt
Organism: Scylla paramamosain (green mud crab)
Lineage: Eukaryota; Metazoa; Arthropoda; Malacostraca; Decapoda; Portunidae
Exons: 8
Coding region: 295-699 (134 amino acids)
Source: RefSeq, a predicted model, not a curated record
UUACUCAGAGUAUUUAGGACGCAUUCAAGGACAAGCGUACCAGCCAGCCUGCCCACCACACCCGAGUCAACAACCACGCUGUCGUCACUGCAGAAAAACACAAUCAACAUAAUCCGUUCUCCCCUGAGGAGGUGGAAUUUGAGUAGGGAAAGCUUCAGAAAUGCAGGAAGGAUUAGCGGUGAUGACUGCAGGCUGCCAUCGACCCGCAGAUGCAGGUGGGAGGAGAGGAAAUACCUGAAGAAGUGUUGCAUAUUUGCCAAGAACACCAGGGGACAGUUUAACAAGACACCUGCAAUGGCACCACAAGUUCCUGCCUUUGAAGUGAAGCUUGCUACAGACUCUGCCUUCAAGCUGACAUGGGUUCAAAGGAUUCUCAAGAGUGUUGAGGAUCAGAUACUGACAAGAACUGGCUGGCAUCUUACUGUGUUCAACAGGUCAAGGUAUGGGAAGCAUCACCCCUUCACCCCAGACACCCUCCCCACACCCCAGGCCCCACACACCCCUGGGGAGAGGCAGGAACACACCCCAAACAGCUGUCAUGUCUCAAAAUCAAAUCAAAGGGAAUUUUUGAAGACUUGGGGUUCAGACAGUGGUACCCCUGCUUCUCCCCCAACCCCACACCCCGGACGCCCCUCCAUGCCACCCCGUGGACACCCUGGGGGAGGCUGUCGCACCCCAUGCACCCCACACACCCCAUGAAUGCCGACAGUGCGUGCCCAGAGUUGCAUCACAGCUUGAGAUUAAGUCAAAACGCAAGCCUGGACCCAGUUGACUUCACACAGUCUUCUCAGCCCUCCCACAGCCUUUGACAGCCUCCCACAGUGCAUCACAGCCUCCUACAGCAUUGGAUGCCAGAACACAGCACACCAAUCCUUCCCACAGUGGCCAGAAACAGCACACAGCAAAAUGGUUAACCAGAAUGAACAGACACACGAACUGACACACAUAGACACAGCGCCAAACGCCAUAGAGCCAACGCACAGCAUCCCACAGCAGCCAGGGGGACAGCACAGCAUCACGGACUCCCCAGACACCCUCAGAACACCACAGCACACAGCACAGGAUGAAAUAUUAAGCUUAGCCUUUGCAUCACCUGUCAUAAACAGCACUGGGGGAGAUGACAGCACACAGUGGCACACAGCAGGGACCCAGGGACUAGUGAGGACUGAACAGCAAGCCACAGCAUCACCACACCCUGUGGAUGCUGUGAGGGAAGCAGGACGACCACACACAAGGCACAAGAUUGAGAAACGGACAGAAAGAGGAACCAUCAAUUCGAAGGAUCAUUUUAAAACAAGACUCAUAACUUCUGCUGCUACUUCUGCUGCUACUACUGCUACUAUUACUGCGGCUACUGCUAUAGGGGGUGCAUCUGUGUCCUCCAGCAAUAUUUACCAGUGUAUCGAGACUUAGACAAGACUUCACCAUUAAACAAGAUGAAAAUCUCGGAACAGGGAAGGAGAAAAAUAACUCGGAGAACGAGAAGGACAAGAGGAAGGCGCGACACUGACACACAAACGCACACACACACACAAAACGGAAGCCACUACAGGCUUUAGACCUCUCAUGUGACUCUGGCAACAGUGAUCCCAGUGUUACCAAACCCCUGUGUGACUCUAGGAGCGCGGACAGCUGGAAACAAGGGCUGGGGAGGCCGGGAGUGAGGUCAGGGGUCACAGGAGAGGGAAACAGUGCUCUUCCUCUUCCUCCUCGCUGCAGUUCAGGUCACCACAGCCUUGCCGCAGCCAGCCACACCCACCACGGGCCUCCACACACCCUCACGCAGCAGUGCCAAGGCUGGACACAGCACUGCACAGCCCAGAACAGUCUAUGCCUAAUUCUCUAGUCAUUUAUAUUCAGAAUUUAACCCCCCUUGUGAGGACAGCGACUACCACCACCACCACCACCAGCACAGCCAAGUAGAUGCAGACACAGAAGAAGGAUAAGAUCACAUGACCUCUCCCACACCCUUGACCUGACCAUGUAACUGGCCAGGACCAUACUGAGGCGAUCUGAGAGUCUCCUAACUUCUCUGCCCCAACCCAGCGGCAGAAAUAGCCCAAGAAGUAGCCCAAAUGUAGCCUGCCAUAAGAGAUAGCCCAGUAGCUAAAAAAAAUAGCCCAAAGAUUAGGUUGCCCAAAAAAUAGCCCAAAGAAUGUGGUUUUUUAUGUUUUAUUUAUUUAGUUUAUUUAUUUUAAUUGUAAAGGAAGUUAAGAAUUUUUUUUUAAGUCAGUCAGUUCUCUAAGUCAAGAAAGGUGUGUGUCAGUCAGUCAGUCAGUCAGUCAGUCAGUCAGACAGACAGACAGACAGACAGACAGACAGACAGACUUAUGCCAUUGAGAAAAUGACAUUAAGCUCUAGGCUAUUAAAAGUAGAUUUGAUAUUUGAGAGAGAGAGAGAGAGAGAGAGAGAGAGAGAGAGAGAGAUAAUAAUUGUAGUAUGUGUGUGUGAGAAACAUGACUGGCUGCCCAGAUCACCCUUUGAGGCAGCUGAUUGGUUGACAACUUGGUGCUUGUAUCUGAUUGGUCACCAUGACUUAGAUGUGACACAUGAUUGGUUGGAAUUACUACUGUUACUGUUAUUUUUAAGUUCUGACUAAGUGUAAUGGGAAAUGUUGUGUUUCUGAUAAGUUUUUGGUCAUUUUCAAGUUUGGCUGAGUUCUGACUAAGUUCUGAAUUUAAAUGCAUUUUUGUGAAGAUUUUUAGUCUAGGAAAGUUUGGCUAAUUUUUUUUUUGAAGUUCUGAGUGAAAAUGUUGUGUUUCUGAUAAGUUUUUAAGGUCAUUUUCAAGUCUGGCCAAGUUCUGACUAAGUUCUGAAUUAAAAUAUUGUGUUUUUGUGAAGAUUUUUUAUUAAGGAAAGUUUGGCUAUUUUUUUUUUAAGUUCUGAGUCAAAAUGUUGUGUUUCUGAUAAGUUUUUAAGGUCAUUUUCAGGUUUGGCCAAGUUCUGACUAAGUUCUGAAUUUAAAUAUUGUGUUUUUGUGAAGAUUUUUGGUCUAGGAAAGUUUGGCUAAUUUUUUUAAGUUCUGAGUCAAAAUGUGUUUCUGAUAAGUUUUUUAUGUUAUUUUCAAGUUUGGCCAAGUUCUGACUAAGUUCUGAAUUUAAAUAUUGUGUUUUUGUGAAGAUUUUUUGGUCUAGGAAAGUUUGGCUAAUUUUUUUUAAGUUCUGAGUCAAAAUGUUGUGUUUCUGAUAAGUUUUUUAUGUUAUUUUCAAGUUUGGCCAAGUUCUGACUAAGUUCUGAAUUUAAAUAUUGUGUUUUUGUGAAGAUUUUUUAAAGGAAAGUUUGGCUAUUUUUUUUUUAAGAUCUGAGUCAAAAGGUUGUGUUUCUGAUAAGUUUUUUAUGUUAUUUUCAAGUUUGGCCAAGUUCUGACUAAGUUCUGAAUUUAAAUAUUGUGUUUUUGUGAAGAUUUUUUUAUUAAGGAAAGUUUGGCUAAUUUUUUUUAAGUUCUGAGUCAAAAUGUUGUGUUUCUGAUAAGUUUUUAAGGUCAUUUUCAAGUCUGGCCAAGUUCUGACUAAGUUCUGAAUUAAAAUAUUGUGUUUUUGUGAAGAUUUUUGGUCUAGGAAAGUUUGGCUAAUUUUUUUUAAGUUCUGAGUCAAAAGGUUGUGUUUCUGAUAAGUUUUUUAUGUCAUUUUCAAGUUUGGCCAAGUUCUGACUAAGUUCUGAAUUUAAAUAUUGUGUUUUUGUGAAGAUUUUUUAUUAAGGAAAGUUUGGCUAAUUUUUUUUUAAGAUCUGAGUCAAAAUGUUGUGUUUCUGAUAAGUUUUUAAGGUCAUUUUCAAGUUUGGCCAAGUUCUAAGUUCUGAAUUUAAAUAUUGUGUUUUUGUGAAGAUUUUUGGUCUAGGAAAGUUUGGCUAAUUGUUUUUAAGUUCUGAGUCAAAAUGUUGUUUCUGAUAAGUUUUUUAUGUUAUUUUCAAGUUUGGCCAAGUUCUGACUAAGUUCUGAAUUAAAAUAUUGUGUUUUUGUGAAGAUUUUUUAUUAAGGAAAGUUUGGCUAAUUUUUUUUUAAGUUCUGAGUCAAAAUGUUGUGUUUCUGAUAAGUUUUUAAUGUUAUUUUCAAGUUUGGCCAAGUUCUAAGUUAUAAUUGAAAGUAUUGUGUUUUUGACAAGAUUAUAAGUGUGAAAGUUUGUGUUAAGUUCAUUGCAGUGAAAGUUGAUGUGUAUACUUAAGUUAUUCACUUAUAGAAACUUAUAAGGGCAUAAAGGUUACAUUGAAAAAAUUAGAGGAAUAAAUGUUUACUUAUUUUGUAUUGUGAGAGAGAGAGAGAGAGAGAGAGAGAGAGAGAGAGAGAGAGAGAGGUCAGGUGCCUUCUAAUGAUAAUGAUGAUGAUGAUAAUAAUAAUAAUAAUAAUAAUAAUAAUAAUAAUAAUAAUAAUUAGUAUUCAUACCAAAAUAUCCAUCCAUAGAAAAUAUUCAUGUUUUUUUACUAUUAUUAUUAUUAUUAUUAUUAUUAUUAUUAUUAUUAUUAUUAUUAUUAUUAUUAUUAUUAUUAUUAUUAUUAUUAUUAUUGCUGCUGCUACUACUACUACUACUACUACUACUACUACUACUACUACUACUACUACUACUACUACUACUACUACUACUACUACUACUACUACUACUACUACUACUACUACUACUACUACCACCACCACCAAACACCACCAAUACUACUACCACUACUACUACUACUACUACUACUACUACUACUACUACUACUACUACUAUUUUUUCCAUGCAAUUAGGCAUAUUAGGAUCAUCAUCAUCAGUAGUAGCAGUAGUAGGCCUAGUCAUUACACACACAAUAAUUCAUAAUAAACUUGUAUAUAUAUUUUUCUGCAUAUUUCAAUUUCUUAUUUUAUUUAUUCCAAUGAUUUUAAGCAAUCUCUGUAGGUUCGUACACUCCAUGUUUAGACCUAUGUGUGUGUGUGUGUGUGUGUGUGUGUGUGUGUGUGUGUGUUAGGUGACCCAGCAUGACCUCACUGUGACCUCUGCAUUUUGAGUCAAGUCUGGUGAGAAAUUGAUGUACACUAGCAUUGAAACCAUUGGAGAUUCAAAUAAGCUAGGCAGUGUUGUGUUGUGUUCAGGGUGUUCGGCUAAGAAUUAAAAUUGUGUUUCGGAUAAGCUGGCCAGUGUUGUGUUGUGUUCAGGGUGUUUGGCAAAGGAAAAACUGUAUUUGGGAUAAAGUGUGUGCAUUUUUGGGUAUUUGGUGUAGGGUAAACUGUUGUAUUUUGGGUAAACCAGCAGAAUAUUGGAUAAAGUUGUGUUUGUGAUGAAAGAAAUUGUGUGUAGAAUAUUUAGGUGAAAGAUAAGCAGUGUUUUUUAAUUAGAUACAGAAGUGGUGUGUGUGUUUUUUUUGGUGUUUGGUAAAGGAUGAACUGUUGUAAUUGAAAUGGUGUUGAGGAUUGUGAAAAUUUUGUUAAACUUAUUUCAUAGUAUCUAAUUCUUUUCUGUGGUCUUCUUCCUCCUCCUCUUUCUUUCUUUCUUUCUUUCUUUCUUUCUUGUGUUCCUUCUUCUUUCCCUUUCUUUUCUUUCUGGUGUUCCUUCUUCUUCCUCUUCUUUCUCUCGUCCUUUUCUUUUUCUUGUGUUCCUUCUCCUCUUUCUCUUCUUCCUCUCUUCCUCUUCCUUCUGUCUUUUUGUUGUUUUGUUUUCCUUCUUCCUCUUCCUCUUCUUCCUUUGUUGUCUUGUCUCUUCUUCCUGUCUUCCUCUUUUAAUUUACUGUUUUAUGUUCCUCCUCCUCCUCCUCUUCCUCUCUUUCAUUCUUCCCCUGUCAUCCUCUUCACUUCUUCAUUCUUCCCCUGUCAUCCUCUUCACUUCUGUCUUCCUUUAAUUCAUAUGUACCUCCUCCUCCUCCUCAUCAUCCUCCUCUUUCUCUUCCCUGUCUUUUCCUCCUCAUUUCCUCAUCAUCAUCCUCUCUCUCUCUCUUCCCUGUGUGUUUUCCUCCUCAUCAUCCUCUUCCUCUCUUCCCUUUUUGUCUUUAAGUAAAAUUCAGGUUUGUCUAUGUUGUUAUUAUUAUUAUUAUUAUUAUUAUUGUCUUAUCAAGUUAAUAUUUUGUUGUGUUAUUUUAUUAUUACUACUUAUUGUAACAUUCUAAACUUUUCUAUAAGGAUUAAAUUUUGAUAUAUUGA